GCACGAUGCCCAAAUGUGGUGGUACGAGCCGGUCUUGGUGUGCGUGGCCUUGCUCCCGUCCAUUCUGGCCAUCCGGAUCAUGCCGCUGGACGUUUGGGAGAAGGAGAGCUUUGUCGCAGAGACGCCUAGCAAGCGAGCAAACUUGGAGGAGGUGAAUGUGGUGACGCCCACCUCUUCUCCAAUGCCACCAUCUCUGCACUCCCCAGACCGGCCCAAGCGCCAGAGCGGGGUCUCCAAAACCAGCUCUGAGCCUGGGGCCCUGAGUGGGCCAGCGCGGAUGCUGUGGGAGGAGCGCUCGCCCGAGCGGCCCGAGCGGCCCGAGCGGCCCCGACCUGCGCCUUUGGCUCUGCCCGGGGUGGAGCAGCGGCCCACGCGGGCGCGGUCGAGGUCGGCGCCCCCCUCCGGCAUCGCCGGCUGCUGCAGUGACCUGCGCGUGGGCCUGGAGAACUGCCAAGUGGUCGCCCACGAUAGCCCCCAAGUGACCAUCCGAAACGAGCGGCGGCAGGCGCAGCUGCCGCAGCCUGAGUCAGUGUUUGCCAGCCCGCAGAGAAUAGAGGAGGACUCGCCCCCGCAGCACAACUUGGAAACCCGUGCAGAAGCCGCCGCCGUUACCACUGUUAUGUCUGAUCCGCAGUCGCCAGAGCCGCUUAGACCGCUUGGGCUGCGUGAUGACUCCAUUGCUGUGCAGAUCGGACGGACCCAAAGCUCGGAAUCCGUCAAGAGCUGGAGGCGGCGAUGCUUCCUGAGAUUUUCGCUUGGCUGGCCGAAGCCAGGUCUCACCAAUGGCCUGCGGCUUGGGGCUUGUGUUUUGGAGAUCCUCCUGGCGCUGUCCUCUCUGGCAGUUCUGAUCAUUUCCCCCUUGAUCGCUGGUUUUGCGACGAGCGAAGAUCUUUCCAUAGCUUUACCGUGGACGCAGACUCCGGUGGUUUGGCCACCCCUUUUUCAGCCCACAGCCGCCAUGCUCAGUGGCUCGGAGCUGCUGCUUGCGGCGGGCCCUUUGCUGCGCACCUUCCGUGGGAAUCCCUGGGUUGCCGGCGCGCCCGUGGUGCUGCCGCACAGCGCCAGGAGUUUGGGCGACUGGAGCGGGCACCUCGUGGCGCUCUCGGCCUCCGGCUCCAGCGCCUCCAGCGCCUCCAGCGCCUCCAGCGCCUCCAGCGCCCAGAGUCUCUUCGUCGCCUCGGACGCCGUGGCUUCGGGCGGCGCGGGCGCGGCGGCGUCCGGCAGCGCCUUGGACCUCCUGGCCGCCCCGGAGCUCGGCGGCGCCUCCUUGCCAGUGCCCAAGGCCCAGGGCGAGGGCGGCGCGGUGCUGGCGCUCAGCGAGGCAGCGGCGGCCUUGGUGCUGGCGAACCCCCAGGGCUUGCAGCUCUGCAGGGUCUCCAACAACUCCAAGGAGCUCAGGGUUGACUUUGUCUCCAACCUGAGGCUGCCAAGCAAGGGGAACUUCACGGCGCUGCACCUCUGCCCCGCCCCCAGCUGCACCUCGGAGCCGGUGCUCUGGGCCUUCGACGCGGCGGCGCGGCGUGUGGUGGCGCUGGGCUUCGCCAGCGGCCGCGCGCUCGGGGCCUUCCGGGUGCCGGACACCGUCGGCCGGGCGCUGGUGACGGGCAACGGCAGCCACCUGCUGCUGGUGGCAGUGGGCGAGCCAUCGUUGGUUUUCUCUACGCCACAUCCUGCACUGGAGUGAGCGCUUCGGCCUUACGCUCGAGAUUGUACAGACCGGUGGCUCACUGGAUGUGGCUGCCUACGACGCAGAUGUGUAGUUAGCUUCCUUAGACCGGCCAUUCCGUCUCACUAGCGCGCUGUCGAAAGACAACAGGGCUCAGUUUCACAAGAGCACAGUCUUAGCCACUCCCCAAGCUCUUGCAGCGCUGCAAGCAUCUUUGCCCGUUGCA
Messenger RNA from Effrenium voratum, 1892 nucleotides. The record is from the annotation of a GenBank genome assembly. Lineage: Eukaryota; Dinophyceae; Suessiales; Symbiodiniaceae.